GUGCACUUAUCUUUCUUAAUGACAAAAGAUUAUCUCUGACUCUGAGGAAAGGGAAAAUGUUCCGUACGAUACUUCAGACGCAAAAGGUGUCCUGUCACUUGCUCGAAAUUGUCCUCAUUCUAACAUUAAAAUGCUUUGAGCAACCGCGACCAGACGCGCUUAGGUAGGGGCACUGGUCUGUUCUAUUUGGUCAUGAUUACAUUGUGAGUGACAAUAUUAUUGGCAUAAUUAACUUGCGUAGCACGCUUUGUCUAAACAAAUCGGUAUGCGACUCCUGUUGGUCAUGCAUUGCGUGGCAGGUUGCUCCGACUGUCUGAACAAGAAAGGAAACGUUUUGUUGUCCAAAGCAAUAUCACCCGAGGUCAUUUUUACGAUUGGGUGACUGUAAAGUAAGCGGGCUUGGCGUUGCAGGGAUGUCGAGCCUAAAGCUGAUUUCAGCAACUGAUACCCAGUUUCCUGCAUCAGUGCUGAAGUCUAUCAAUGAACAGAGGAAUAAUGGAUUGUUCUGUGAUGUCACCAUCAUUGUCCAAGAUCGUAAAUUUAAAGCACACAAGAUAAUGUUGUCAGCAUCCAGCACUUACUUUCGACAGCUCUUCUCUGUAGCGGGACAGGUCAUUGAGUUAAAUUUUAUCAAGGCAGAAAUAUUUGAGGAGAUUUUAAACUAUAUUUACACAUCCAAAAUCAGCAGAGUCCGCUCUGACAAACUCGAGGAUUUGAUUUCAGCUGGCCAAAUUUUGGGCGUGAAGUUUAUUGCAAAUUUAGGUGUGCCGCUCGCUCAAGUAAAGGGCUUACCUGGGUUGUCAAAAGAUGCAGAAGUCAGUGGCUCCAACUCAGAGAAAAAUGAAUCUGGCACAGAGAACAUGCCCAUUAUUACUGAGUCAUUUUCACUUUCUGCAGAAGAAUUCAAUAUGUCCAAAGAUGCAGAUGCAGAUAAUGAUGAUGUUCUCUUUGUUUCAAAAUCAGAGCCUUCAAAGGCAGGUUCCAAUAGAAAAACCUCAGAAAUUAUAGAUUUGGAUGCUGAGGAAGGACUCUCUAAAAAGGGAGGGAAUGAGCAAUCUAAGGAAGUUAAUAGUGAUGCCUCAAAAGAAUUUGAGAGAAAGGAGAAAGAUCCCAUGACUGGGAAAGCAGAUGGAGGGAAAGAGUCUCACCAAAAUUCUCCUCUUCCCUCCCAGCGGGACCCUGUCUCCCUCUCUGGGCCCAUGAUGUCCCCAGACAGCAUGACCAGCGUUCCCAGCUCUCCAGCAGGGUCCUCCACUCACAGCCAGCCCACCACACCAGUUCGCACAAAUAGCCUCGCAUCUGAGCUUCACAGCCCUCCCCUGCCUAUUGAUAGUAAUGAAGUAUUAGGAGUUCAGAAGAAGAAGGUGACCACCAUACUAGAACAGUCUCCGGACAGACAGGGCAAAAUUAAGCUGUCUGAUGUACGGGGACCAGCUGGUGGCAAGAGCAGUCCCGGUGGGAGCGCGUCCCAAACUGUUGUCACGGCUAAAAAGACAAUAACGUUAGAUAAAGCUUCGGAGAUUGACUCGCUGUCCACAGGAUGCAAAGUGUACGCCAAUAUUGGAGAGAACACCUAUGACAUUGUCCCAGUCAAAGAGGAUCCUGGUGAAGGGGACUCAAGAACCGGUGUUGGCAAGAAGUCCACUGGCACAGGGGAUGCUUCUAGUCUCUCACCCCGUGGCCCUAGCAAAAAGAAAGCAAAGAUGGAGUCUGAAGAUCAUUAUGAGCUUAUCAUGGAUGGCAAGACCUUCUAUGUGUGCAUCGUCUGCAAGCGCCCAUAUGUAUGUCUGACGAGUCUCAGACGACAUUUUAAUACCCAUUCCUGGGAGAAGAAGUAUCCAUGUCAUUAUUGCGACAAAGUCUUUGCCCUGGCUGAGUACAGAACAAAGCAUGAAAUCAGCCACACUGGUGAGCGGAGGUAUCAGUGUCUGCUGUGCAAUGAGACAUUCAUGAAUUACCAACUGCUCUCCUCCCACUGUAAACAGGUCCACAACCAGGACCCAUCUGGGAGAAAAGAAAAAGAUGACAAUGAAAACAACUUGUACCGUCUCCUGCCCUGUAAGACCCUCCAAUUCAAGCCUUACUCUUAUGUGUCUGAGAGCGCAGGGGGCAUUCCGGUCAUUAAUGAGGAAGGCAUCGUUCAGCACAUCAAUCCUGGGCGAGCACACUUUACCAACCAGGCGCUUCAGCCCUCAGGCCAGAGUAAGAUUUUGAGCUGGGAUGACAUCUUUGUGGAGCCAGAUGCUCACACAAGACCUGGGGCACAUGCCCGACCCUUGGUGCACCCUCGCCCUGGUGCUAGUGUGAACGCUGAGGGCUCAGAGUUUGAGUUUGUCAUACCAGAGACAUACUGAGCUGAAGAGCUCAGGGACUGAUCUGGGACUGGUGCCUUCCCCUUAGACUUUAUUUAGGAAUCAUGUUUUUGGGUCCAGAUUUAGCAGAUUUGACUGUUCAGCAGUAGACAAUUUGACAUCGACAUCAGACAUAUGCACAGUGACUGUCAUAUUGCUGUGUCCUUAUUUUAUAGUCGUUGAUGUGAACUGUCUGAUACAAUUAACUUCAUGACACAAAUGUUACCAAAUGCUAUUAGUUAAUUUGCUAAAUUGCCUCUCAUCCUGAGUACUGUUGACAGUUUCAUACUAUUGUGUGGUGGUGG
Alosa alosa (allis shad) is the source of this 2656-nucleotide messenger RNA. RefSeq names its product zinc finger and BTB domain containing 33 (gene zbtb33). The record is from RefSeq and is a predicted model, not a curated record. Gene Ontology annotation, cellular component: nucleus. Gene Ontology annotation, molecular function: RNA polymerase II cis-regulatory region sequence-specific DNA binding; protein binding; DNA-binding transcription factor activity, RNA polymerase II-specific. The transcript has 2 exons. NCBI's taxonomy places the organism in Eukaryota, Metazoa, Chordata, Actinopteri, Clupeiformes, Clupeidae. Bases 414 to 2354 code for a protein of 646 amino acids. Gene Ontology annotation, biological process: regulation of transcription by RNA polymerase II.